Molecule: messenger RNA, 1019 nt
Organism: Jatropha curcas
Lineage: Eukaryota; Viridiplantae; Streptophyta; Magnoliopsida; Malpighiales; Euphorbiaceae
Source: RefSeq, a predicted model, not a curated record
UUAUAUAUAAACGACAGACUAGCUUCAGCUAGUGUCUAUGUCUCAAAAACAAAACAAAAUCUCAAAAAAUAUAAAAAGAUUAAACAUCAAUGCCUGGUGUAAGCAAUAUCCUUACUGCAACGAUCGAUUUUAGCUUCACAGUCUUCGGUGUUAUAGCAAUAGCCACCGGCCUGUUCAUCUGUACCCAUGGCGGAAGCAGCCAUUGUCAACAGCUUAUACAAAAUCCUCUCUUGAUAAUUGGUUUUUAGUGUUGGUGAUUUCAUUAUUAGGGUUAGCUGGAUCGUGUUGGAAGACAAUUCUUUUCUUGUUGCUUACUUGUUCGUCAUUUUCUUUCUAAUUGUAGGGCUUAUAGCUUUACAGUUUUUACAUUCUUGGUUUUAAAUGAAGGUGCUGCUGGUAAAAUGGUUUCUGGAUUAGGGUUUAAGGAGUUCAGAUUGGAAGAUUUCCUUAGAUUCUUGCAGAAAUAUUCUAUUGAUCAACACAAUUGGGUUCAUAUCAAGGAGUGUUCGAUUGAUUCCCGCACUUGCAAGAAUCUAAUUAUCCAAACUUCUGUUCAGAAAGAAUCUGAUUUUUACAGAAUGAAAUUGUCUCCGCUUGAGUCGGGUUGCUGUAUACCACCACCAAGUUGUCACCUAGAAUAUAAGAACCCUACAAUUUGGACAAUGCCCGAAUCAGGACUUGCAAUGAACAAUGAUAGAGACUGCACUACAUGGAACAACAAUCAGCACUUGCUAUGCUAUGAGUGCAAAUCUUGCAAGGCUGGGAUUUUAGCCAAUUUAAGGGAUGAAUACAGGCUUUUGUUUAUUUAUUAUGAUAUCUUGACAAUUUUGUUCCUUAUUCUUGUUUAUUUCAUUGGGUGUUGAGCUAGAAGGAGCAACAAAUAUCGUUAUGUUAGGUAUUAAUCCAUAUGUUUCUGCCUAAUUGCAGUGUACAUAUAUACACUCUUCUUAUAUAUUUAUCAUGUACAAAGAAAAAAUUUUUUCGAGAAAUCUCAAUUAGCUAGUUAGCUUGUCUUGAAA